GAAUGGGCUUAUUCGACCGGCCUUGUAGGCGAACCGGCUUCACCAAAUGCCAGUUUCUACGAUCUGCACUAGUUCUCCCGCAAAUUUCUCAAACCCUGCCAAUCUCCGGGAAAAAUCCCUCCCAAACCUCCUUUAAAUCUCUAUCAUGUUCUAAAAGUUGCUCUCCUCGUCCAUUUGAUAUCUCCCAUAAAUCCGUUCUUCUGAUCUUCCUAGCUCCAAUUCGCGUUAUCUUUCAUCGAUUCCAUGGAAAAUUUCGCGAACUAGACUAGCCUUCCGAGCUGCUGAUAGAAUCAUCUUUUUCCUCAAAUUCUUACAGUGUCCUUCGUUUCUCUCUUUUCAAACUUUGAUUUCUUGGAAAUAUCCAGUCCUUUGGUGUCAUUCGAACUCCAAACCAAGCCCUUUUUCAUCAAUUUCCAUGGAAAAUCUCGCAACUUAGGUUUUCAAAUGGCAGAAGACCCUAAUCUUCUCAAAAUUCUAUGGUGUUUCCUAUAGCAACAUCUGAUCUCUCUGAAAAUUUCAUCCUUUCUAUUGUUCGAGCUCUUAAUCAAGCCCCUUUUCAUCGAAUUCCAUGGGAAGUUCCAGAAAUUAGUUUUCGUUGUUGCGGAAAUCCAUUGGGGAAUGGUCUCAGAAGAGAUGGAUUUGGUUCCUCCUCUGCAGAGGAUUGAGAAUGGCUUGAAUCCGCAGAUGGUCUUCCAAGAUGGUAGCUUGCACUACUCCUGUGGAGCACCGCAGCGCCGUGCUGGAGAUCCUGUGCGCAAGCCAAGGUUCAUUGACAACGAUGACAAGCUGUUUGCUGUCGACCGUGAGCGGUUUUUCCGAAUGCAUGGCACUGAACUCCGGCGGAGUAUUUAUGAAUCACCAUGUCGGCCACGGGACCAGCCGGAGAACCCAGACUGGAAUGGUGACGGGAGUGCCGGGACACCCAGUGGUGAUGGAUCGGAUGAGGAGGAAGAAGAUGAUGACGAGGAUGAGCAGGAAGAAGAUGAUGAAGGGGACGGCGAGGUUGACGGUUUGGUUGCAGUUGAAGACGGUGGUAAAAAUAACAAUAGCAGUGGUAGUGUACAGAGUAGUUCAGAGAAGAUUCGAACUGAGAAAACGAUUUUGCAGAAACACCAGCAUGCAUCUUUUGGAUCACAUAGAGCUCUGGUGAAAGAUAGCAGCGCUGUUCACUCUCAGAAUAACAUUAGAGGGAGUUUAAGUGAACAUCAACACCAGCUGGGUCGGAUGAUUCAUUAUGAGAAUGCUAUUACGAUCGCGGAACCUGAUAUUUACCAUGCGCAAAUGAUGCAGGGGCCAGAAGCUUCGGCCCUUGCACAAAAGGAAAUAGGAGGGGAGUAUGGGUGUGGGUUUAGUGGGAGGAAGGACUUUCCUUUAUCGAUUGAAUCAGGGGAGUCUUUGAGAGCAAUUCUUUCGGAUCCCAUCACUGGCAGUCUCAUGGAUGAUGCAAUGAUACUAUCUUGUGGACAUUCUUUUGGAAGUGGUGGACUGCAGCAUGUUCUGAGAAUGAAAGCUUGCUAUGCAUGUACACAGUCACUUUCAGAAGAUGCAGUGGCUCCAAAUCUGGCUCUCCGCUCUGCAGUUCAGGCAUUCCGUAGGGAAGAAGAGUUGCAAUUUUCGAGAGCAUCCAAAAGACGAAGAGACCGGUUUGAACAGGACAAGUGUAGUUACGGUGAUCAAUUUCCCAUGGAAUUUUCAAGGGGUAAAGGUGUUCAGUUUCCAUUUGCAGUCACUGACCGGGUUAUUAUCAAGGGGAACAAGAGGACACCACUACGCUUUGUUGGACGUGAAGCUGUUGUCACAACACAGUGCUUAAAUGGAUGGUAUGUGGUAAAGACAUUGGAUAAUGCAGAGAGUGUCAAAUUGCAGUACCGUUCUUUAGCAAAGGUUCCAGGUAAUCCACCCUCCAAUACGACUUCAUGUAAGUCUGCUACUCCAAACUGGCUCUAAUUCUUCUACCCGUGCAAAUGGGAGGGGUGAUGCAAGCAUCAAAGUGGUAGCCUCUAGGUCCAUACAAAUCUUCUCAUACUAUAUGCAUGUGCUCCUGAUUGAUGACGUGAUAGUCAUGUAGACCAUGCAUGAUAUCCUCUAGCAGAUGCAUGCUGGUUGGAGAUUACAUAAUCAUGUCCGCAUUUAGACAUGUAUUCAUUUUUCACUUUGCAAAGAAAAAGAAGAAGAAAGAAACCGAAUAUCCAACAAGCAAGGUUUGUGCCAACGGGCUUAUUGAUCUGUCUUUAGCCAUCUGAUUAUGUGAAGAAACAUAAGCUUUGGAUUGCUUCAAUCUGCGUAUUGAUGAAAAUGUACCCAUGAUCUUGUUUUGUUAAAUUCUCUGAGUUUUGUUAUAUAAGCUACUUUAUUGUAAUCCA
Molecule: messenger RNA, 2363 nt
Organism: Magnolia sinica
Lineage: Eukaryota; Viridiplantae; Streptophyta; Magnoliopsida; Magnoliales; Magnoliaceae
Product: U-box domain-containing protein 62-like
Exons: 8
Coding region: 619-1947 (442 amino acids)
Biological process (GO): protein ubiquitination
Molecular function (GO): ubiquitin-protein transferase activity
Source: RefSeq, a predicted model, not a curated record